Molecule: messenger RNA, 1028 nt
Organism: Cebus imitator (Panamanian white-faced capuchin)
Lineage: Eukaryota; Metazoa; Chordata; Mammalia; Primates; Cebidae
Exons: 4
Coding region: 1-942 (313 amino acids)
Source: RefSeq, a predicted model, not a curated record
AUGCACUGCUACCUACCAAAGCCCCUGAGCUGGGCGAGCGGCGACCUCCGCAUUCUGACUCGGGUUUGCUUUCGCGGUAUCGCGGGAAAUAGAAGUCCGCUGACAGCCGGGGUCGGCGUCCGGGUGGCUCCCGGCCCGCGCAGCCCUGGAUGUGAAACUCUCCCCCCACCCGAGUCCCCGCAGCCCCCCCUCGGAGACCUGCCCCGCCCCUUCACAGCCUCUCCAGCAGUGUGGCCGCGGGCGCGGCGGGUGUUUCGGUUCCGAGCAGCCGAGCAGGAGCCCCGCCGCGCCCGAGCGCUCGUAUCCGCCGCGCACGCCGCCUUCCCAGUGCCCUUCUCCGCGCUGCGGUGCGGUUACGGCGCGUGGACCCCAGACGCCACACUCACCGGUCCCUGCGCAGCGCUGGACUGCGGGUUCCCCUUUCGCCCCGCCGCUUUUACCCCGCGCCCGGCCCCGCCCCGCAACGCAAAGAAACGAAACUCACAGACCCGGAGCGGGAGGCGGCUCCUGCUGCAGAAACGAAACCUAACCCCGCGGCCCCGCACCAGCGGCACCUGCCUCCCGCGGGCCCAGAGUCAUCCAAGCCUGCACGUAGCCUUGGACCUACCGGACAUGCCCUUCCCUACGGAUCCACUCCUGGCGCUGUGCUACCCAUCGAAGGGAUUCUUCAUCCAAGGGGAAUACAAGUGCUUCCAGGAACUAGCAAUGACCUCACCUCAACACACACACACAUCGACCCCUCUGCACCUGUUACUUCCCAGUCAAGAACCCAGGCAGCAGCACAUCCUGGGGCUGUGUGAGCAGGACGGGCUGAUGCUUUCUGAAAGAGGAACAGUGCCUUGGGAACGCAGGGUAGGCUCGAGCAGCGCUGGCACUCAUGUGAACAGAGAUUUCACUCUGGGCGAGGCUGUUGCUGCUUCCAACGGCAGGAGGUUCCCCUAAGGGCCUUUGUUCAUGAACAAAAUCAGAAAGAGCUGCAGGCAAUUGAUCACCAGGUAGAGGCACAGCCUCAGCCAGGGCAGGACGUG